Messenger RNA from Arabidopsis lyrata subsp. lyrata, 1019 nucleotides. RefSeq names its product 1-Cys peroxiredoxin PER1. Gene Ontology annotation, molecular function: peroxiredoxin activity. Gene Ontology annotation, biological process: cell redox homeostasis; cellular oxidant detoxification. The transcript is spliced from 4 exons. Gene Ontology annotation, cellular component: cytosol; mitochondrion. Lineage: Eukaryota; Viridiplantae; Streptophyta; Magnoliopsida; Brassicales; Brassicaceae. The coding region runs from base 183 to 833 and encodes 216 amino acids. The record is from RefSeq and is a predicted model, not a curated record.
ACCUCAAUUUGAACAUCAUCAAGUCUCUCUCUCUCUUUUUCUGACUUUGUUCUACGAACCUAACCAGCUUGCGAUCUCUAUUUAACCGAUCCUCGGCGCAACUUCAGCUACUACUACAUCCAUAUUCACAUCACAUCGAUACACUAUAAGGUUGUUUUAUAUAAUAAGAAUAGAAAGAUAAGAUGCCAGGGAUCACACUAGGAGACACGGUACCGAACCUAGAAGUGGAGACGACAAAUGGCACGUUCAAGCUUCAUGACUACUUUGCCGAUUCUUGGACCGUCCUCUUCUCUCAUCCCGGGGAUUUCACACCGGUAUGCACCACGGAGCUUGGUGCGAUGGCGAAAUACGCUCAUGAGUUCGAUAAGAGAGGCGUGAAGCUCCUUGGGUUGUCUUGUGACGAUGUACAGUCACACAAAGACUGGAUCAAAGACAUCGAAGCUUUUACGCACGGAAGCAAGGUGAAGUACCCUAUAAUCGCUGACCCGAACAAAGAGAUCAUUCCUCAGCUUAACAUGAUUGAUCCAAUCGAGAAUGGACCGUCUCGUGCCCUUCAUAUUGUUGGUCCUGAUAGCAAGAUAAAGUUGAGCUUCUUGUAUCCGUCGACCACGGGACGUAACAUGGACGAAGUAUUGAGGGCUUUAGACUCGUUGUUGAUGGCGUCCAAGCACAAUAACAAGAUCGCCACUCCGGUUAACUGGAAACCGGAUGAACCGGUUGUGAUUUCGCCUGCCGUGUCUGACGAAGAAGCCAAAAAGAUGUUUCCCCAGGGUUUCAAGACCGCCGAUCUUCCGUCAAAGAAAGGCUAUCUGCGUCACACUCAGGUCUCUUGAAAGAUAAAAACAAAAGCCUAAUAUAAAACGUAAUACGAGUACUGUAUGAUAUAUAUUAGUUGUUUACGUGUUGACGAAAAUAAUUACGUUUUGUAACGUAUGAUGAUUGAUGAUGUGUUGCACUAGGUGUAAGGUUUUGUAUUAUACUAAGAAGUAGUUUGUUUUAUAUAAAAUGGUUUAGCAAUA